Messenger RNA from Zea mays, 689 nucleotides. RefSeq lists its product as uncharacterized. The transcript is spliced from 3 exons. Lineage: Eukaryota; Viridiplantae; Streptophyta; Magnoliopsida; Poales; Poaceae. The record is from RefSeq and is marked predicted. Bases 126 to 413 code for a protein of 95 amino acids.
UCUCCCGUUCCGAUCGCCAAUUCGUCUUCCACCGCCUGCAACCCUUCUUCCCUUCUCCGUCAUCGUGACGGCAUCACGCGCGCGCUCUCCUCUCCCACGAGUCCGUCAGCCUGCUAAGUCUUAAGAUGGCGUCAAGCAAUGGUCAGACAGAAGCUCCAGCACCAUCUGUCCCCAAAAAUCCCGCUAUGGCAUCAUGCCGGAAGAAGAAAACAGAUGAUGCUACCUUCCUUGAAGAUCUGAAAGACCACAUGGAUGAGUUCAUUCAUGCCUCUAUGGAUGAGCACAAGACCUGCUUUAAGAAGACAAUUCAGAAGAUGUUUGGGAUGUCGAAGGCUGUUGCAGAGAGAUCCGCGGAAGCAAACAAAGCUGAAGUUGAAAGUGCUUUGCCACUUCAGACCAGUGUCUCGCAGUAGAAUUUCAUGUUGGUAGUUUCUUGCUCGUGCCAAUAGUUUUAUAAGGGUUUUUGUUGCUGUGUUUUCUGAAACGCAUAAGCGUGUCAGUAGCAUGUUUUCAUAACCGGAUUGUAGUGCUUCAUUAUCUAUAGUUUUCUGUACGUGUAAAAUAGACCAGCGUAACAGCGUAGUUUGCUUCAUUCUCCGAAGUCUUGUAUGGCUGUACACCCAGGCAUCUGGGCAUCAUGAACCCAACUGAUUGGCUAAAUGAAAUAAAUCUCCUCCAUCCAACAGCAA